Colletotrichum truncatum is the source of this 1953-nucleotide messenger RNA. The record is from RefSeq and is a predicted model, not a curated record. Lineage: Eukaryota; Fungi; Ascomycota; Sordariomycetes; Glomerellales; Glomerellaceae.
AUGGCUUACAACCUAUCGCAUUCGUACUUUGGCACCAACUUCGUCUCCGGCUUCAACUGGAUCAACUAUCCAGAUCCAUCGAAUGGUUUCGUUAGAUACCAGAACCAGACAGACGCGCUCUCCAAGGGGCUGUAUUCGAUCAAUCCUGUCAACCAGGCCGUGACGCUCCGCGUCGACAGCACCAAUGUCUACGGCCUCGAUGAGGGGCGACCGAGCGUGAGGCUUGAGAGCAAGAAGGCGUAUAACCACGGGUUGUUCAUUGGUGAUUUCGCGCACAUGCCGCCGUCGGUGUGUGGAUUGUGGCCUGCGUUUUGGAUGUAUGGCCCGGACUGGCCUGCUAGCGGAGAGAUUGAUAUCAUCGAGGGCGCGAACCAGGCCACUAGAAACAUCAUCUCCGGACACACAACACAGGGCUGUCGUCUUCCAGAUGCCCCACUGGCCAACGGAGAACCUCUGCUCAGCGAUUGCCAGAGCCCAGGAACCAACAACAAUGCUGGAUGCAACUAUCUGCCGCCGUCCUCUUACCAGGCCACCUACGGCGACUCUUUCAACGCCGUCGGCGGCGGUGUGUACGCUCUUGAAUGGACCUCAGACGCCAUCCGCAUAUGGCACUGGACACGACAAUGCAUCCCUCCUGAUGUCGUAUCCAAGAAGCCUGAUCCGUCGACAUGGGGCCUGCCUAUAGCGCUGUUUGGCACGUCGACUUGCGAAGUGGACAAGUACUUCAAGAACAUGAGCAUUGUGUUACAAACGAACUUCUGCGGUGACUACGCUGCCAAUAUCUGGGGCAGAGGCGACGACACCUGCAACCAGCGAGCGCCGACCUGCGUUGAAUACGUUGCAAGAAACCCCAGCGCCUUCAGAAACGCGGCUAACGGAAUCAGGUUCUGGGAAGUCAACUACAUUGACGUCUACGAACGCGGCCUGGCCAACCCCACCAGCACGCCCGAACCGACGACGACAACAACAGUCAAAAUCACAUCCACCAUCUUCACAACUGUACCAAACCCCGCCACCAUGCGCACCCAGUCCAGCACCGUACUUAAUCCAACCACCGUCCAGGCCGUCGCCCCGCCGGUCUCCACCACCGAUCCGAUCGUGCCCGGACGCGAACCGGCCACCAUCGGCGAGUACGCCUUCUUGGGUUGUUACGGCUCCGCGACCGGGUUCCGUACCUUUGGUCUCAAAGUGUCGGCCACGGACAUGACGCUGCAGAAGUGCGUUGAUAUCUGCAGACCGGGCAAGUAUGCCGGUGUCCGUGAGAACGAAUGUUACUGCGCAGAUACCCUCGACCCCGAUACCAGGGCGGAAGCGGACCGCUCGCUGUGCAACAUUCCCUGCCCCGGUAACAGCACGCAAUUCUGCGGCGGAAACGCCAACAUCUCUCCAGCUCCCGGCCGUCUUAUGCAUCUACAUCUCCACCGCCGCGCCGCACCUGCAAACUACCUCCUCACGAUUUACGGCCGCGUCACAGACGAGACACCCCCGCCGGCGCCGCCCCUGGGUGAUCCCGAGCCGCGUCCGCAGUCGACGUUCACCGUCGUGACGACCGUGACCUAUACGACCAUGAUCGGCAACUCGAUGAUCCCCACGCAGCACGCCACAACGAUCCUAAUCCCCGGGUGUAACAAGUACUGCGGCCUCGGCGGGCAGCCGGACGCCGUGAACGUGCCGAUGAGUUUCACGGUGGUCCCGUGCAACGCCUGCGGCCCCAACGGCGAGAAUCAGGUCACGCUCACCGUCCCGCUGCAGACUACUGGAACCUUGAUGACCACGCCUCCGCCGGUGUACUGGCCUACCGGCGGACCGGUCGCUCCGGCCCCUCCUGCGGGUGGAGCAACGUCCUCUCCUCCCACGGUGUCCAUCAACGCUGCGCCUGACCUGCAUCUCGGCUGGCCCGUGUGCGUGGGAGUUGCCAUCGCCAUGUUCCGCUUCGUGUUGAUGUUUGUUUAA